Thunnus maccoyii (southern bluefin tuna) is the source of this 6305-nucleotide messenger RNA. Its product is annotated as NACHT, LRR and PYD domains-containing protein 12-like. Lineage: Eukaryota; Metazoa; Chordata; Actinopteri; Scombriformes; Scombridae. The record is from RefSeq and is a predicted model, not a curated record. Gene Ontology annotation, molecular function: protein binding. Bases 496 to 4218 code for a protein of 1240 amino acids. The transcript has 16 exons.
ACACACUUGAUAAGACAAAUUUUAUUUAACAUUUACUACUGAUGUUCCCUUGAGCAUGACACUGAACUUAGCAACUACUGGAUGAAUCAAAGAAGUUUUGACGUCUCUCCCCUCAUGGUCAUGUGAUGUCUUGUAAGUUGCAGAAGUGAAAGUGAAAGAAAAGCAGAUGGAUAAAAUGGUGUCUGACGCGGGAUCCUGAAGUGCUUGUAAGCAAUAAACGUGUCUUCGUUGGAGUCAACUGAUGUCACUAACUGUCAGCCGUUAGUCCACCAUCAUCAUCACAACACAACGCAGAGACUGUAGGCUGUCACUAUUAUCAGCGAUAUAAAGGAAACUUAACGGGGGCGUUAUAAACUGUGAGGCUAAUAUAGUCCCCCGUUACACAGGCUCAUGUGAUUUCUUGUGGGUGGCAGCACUGGAACUGAAAGUGUUCAAUGGAGCAGAGCAGAUGGAUAAAAACUGACGUCCGACGCAGGACUGAUUGUAGUCCACAAGAUGAGUGCUCGUGUGGAGGAAGAGGAGGGCAGAGCAGAGCCUCCAGUAUCCAACGUUCUGUCUAUGAAGAGUGACCGGUACAACGAUCAUCCUCCAACCUUCAGUAAUGAACCUGGACCGUCAAACACAAAACGUCAGACAGACCACAGACAGAGAGCAGAGUCUCUAGCAUCGGACUGUCUGUCUAUGAAGAGUGACCGGUCCAUGGGUCAUCCUCCGCACUUCAGUAAUGAACCUGGACCCUCAGACACAAAACGUCAGACAGACCACAGACAGAGAGCAGAGUCUCCGGCAUCGGAGUGUCUAUCUAUGAAGAGUGACUGGUCCAACCAUCAUCCUCCAACCUUCAGUAAUGAACCUGGACCCUCAGACACAAAAUGUCAGACAGACCACAGACAGAGAGCAGAGUCUCCGGCAUCGGACUGUCUGUCUAUGAAGAGUGACUGGUCCAACCAUCAACCUCCGAACUUCAGUAAUGAACCUGGACCCUCAGACACAAAAGAGAGAAUGAGGAAGAAGAGGAGUGGUGUUUCUGUGGAGGAGCAGCUGUCCUGCUGUUCUUUGUGUCAGGAGGACAUCCUGAAGGAUCCAGUCUCUACCAGCUGUGGACACUGGUUCUGCAGAGAGUGCAUCAACUCAUACUGGGACCAGUCUGCUUCAUCAGGAGACUUCUCCUGUCCUCAGUGUGGAAAAAGAUCCAGAACAAGACCUGGACUGCAGACAGACAGUCAGACCAUCACUGUACAAAUGAAUGUUGCUCUCCAGGAGGUUUUACAUGACCAUAAGAUCAGUUUGAAGAGGAGAUGUGAACAUGUGACUGAAGGAACUGAUGGAGCAGGAAGUGAAACCCUCCUCAACAGCAUCUACACUGAGCUCUACAUCACAGAGGGACAGAGUGAAGAGGUUAAUACCCAACAUGAGGUGAGGCAGCUUGAGACAGCUUCCAAGAUGAAGAUCCUCCAUGACACUCCAAUCAGGUGUCACAACAUCUUUAAAGCGUUUACAGCCGAAGAGAGACACAAAAGCUCACCUGUUAAAUCCUUACCUGAUCAAAAGAAACACAUCAGAGUUGUUAUGACGAGUGGCGUCGCUGGUGUUGGAAAAACCUUCUCAGUGCAGAAGUUCACUCUGGACUGGGCAGAGGGCUUGGAAAACCAAGAUGUCAGUCUGGUGAUUCUGUUUUCAUUCAGGGAGCUGAACUUGAUCAAAGAUGAGCAGUACAGUCUUCUCAUGCUGAUCCAUGUUUUCCAUCCAACAUUACAGAAGGUCACAGCAGAGAAGCUCACUGUCUGUAAAGUUUUGUUCAUCUUUGACGGCCUGGAUGAAAGCAGACUUUCAUUAGAUUUCAAGAACAUGAUGGUCAUGUCUGAUGUCACACAGAAGUCAUCAGUCAACGUGCUGUUGACAAACCUCUUCAAGGGGAAUCUACUCCCCUCGGCUCUCGUCUGGAUAACUUCCCGACCUGCAGCAGCCAAUCAGAUCCCUCCUACAUGUGUUGACAGGGUAACAGAAGUACGAGGCUUUACUGAUGCCCAAAAGGAGGAGUACUUCAGGAGGAGAUUCAGUGAUGAAGAUCUGUCCAGCAGAAUCAUCUCACACAUCAAGACAUCCAGGAGCCUCCACAUCAUGUGUCACAUCCCAGUCUUCUGCUGGAUCACUGCUACAGUUCUGGAGCACAUGUUGACUACAGACCAGAGAGGAGAGCUGCCCAAGACCCUGACUGACAUGUACUCACACUUCCUGCUGGUUCAGACAAAGAGGAAGAAGCACAAGUAUAAUGAGGGACAUGAGACAAGGCCACAUUUGCUGACAGAGGCUGACAGGGAAGUUCUUCUGAAGCUGGGGAGGCUGGCGUUUGAACAACUGGAGAAAGGAAACAUCGUGUUCUACCAAGAAGACCUGGAGCAGUGUGGUCUUGAUGUCACAGAGGCCUCAGUGUACUCAGGAUUUUGUACAGAGAUCCUCAAAACAGAGAGUGUGAUCUUCCAGAAAACAGUCUACAGCUUUGUUCAUCUGAGUGUUCAGGAGUUUCUGGCUGCAGUCUACAUGUACCGCUGUUACACCAGCAGCAACACAGAGGUACUGGAGGCCUUCCUGGGAUACCACAGUCACUCAUCCCUGGAUGACCCCUGGAUAGAAGACUACAGUCACUCAUCCCUGGAUGACCUCUGGGUAGAAGACUACAGUCACUCAUCCCUGGAUAACUUCCUGAUGGGAUCCAUGAACAAAUCUCUUCAAAGUGAAAAUGGCCACCUCGACUUGUUUGUUCGUUUCCUUCAUGGCCUCUCGGUGAAGUCCAACCAGAGUCUCUUAGGAGGCCUGCUGGGUCAGACCGAGAACUGUCAAGAAAUCAUCCAGAGAACCAUCAACAACCUGAAGGAGAUGAAUACUAAUGUCUCUCCUGACAGAAGCAUCAAUAUCUUCCACUGUCUGAUGGAGAUGAACGACUGCUCAGUACAUCAGGAGAUCCAAGAGUUCCUGAAGUCAGAGAACAGAUCAGAGAAGAAACUCUCUGAGAUCCACUGCUCAGCUCUGGCCUACAUGCUGCAGAUGUCAGAGGAGGUUCUGGAUGAGUUGGACCUGAAGAAGUACAACACAUCACAUGAGGGACGACGGAGACUGAUCCCAGCUGUGAGGAACUGCAGAAAGGCUGUGCUUAAGGGCUGUGGAAUCUCAGAGACUCACUGUGAAGUUGUGGCCUCAGCUCUGAAGUCCAACCCCUCCCAUCUCAGAGAGCUGGAGCUGAGUGAAAACUCCAACCUGCAGGACUCAGGAUGGAAGAUUCUGUCUGCUGGACUGGAGAGUCCAAACUGUAGACUGGAGACUCUGAGGUUGUGGAACUGCAGUUUGUCAGAGAUCAGCUGUGCUUCUCUGCUCUCAGCUCUGAAGUCCAAACCCUCCCAUCCGAGAGAGCUUGAUCUGAGUGACAACGAGAGUCUCAACGAUUCAAGAACAAAUCUGCUGUGUGAUUUACUGGAGAGUCCACACUGUAGACUGGAGACUCUGAGAUUGAAGAGCUGCAGUUUGUCAGAGAUCAGCUGUGCUUCUCUGCUCUCAGCUCUGAAGUCCAACCCCUCCCAUCUGAGAGAGCUUGAUCUGAGUGACAACUACAGUCUGAACGGUUCAGGAACAAAGCUGCCAUUUGAUUUUCUGGAGAGUCCACACUGUAGACUGGAGACUCUGAGAUUGAAGAGCUGCAGUUUGUCAGAGAUCAGCUGUGCUUCUCUGCUCUCAGCUCUGAAGUCCAACCCCUCCCAUCUGAGAGAGCUUGAUCUGAGUGGAAACUCCAGUCGGGACCGUUCAGGAAGGAAUCUGCAGUUUGAUUUUCUGGAGAGUCCACACUGUAGACUGGAGACUCUGAGGUUGUGGAGCUGCAGUUUGUCAGAGAUCAGCUGUGCUUCUCUGCUCUCAGCUCUGAAGUCCGACCCCUCCCAUCUGAGAGAGCUUGAUCUGAGUUUCAACAAGAGUCUCAACGAUUCAGGAACAAAGCUGCCAUUUGAUUUUCUGGAGAGUCCACACUGUAGACUGGAGACUCUGAGAUUGAGGAACUGCUGGUUGUCAGAGAUCAGCUGUGCUUCUCUGGUCUCAGCUCUGAAGUCCAACCCCUCCCAUCUGAGAGAGCUGGAUCUGAGAGAAAACUCCUUGAGUUCUUCAGACAAGAAGCUGCUGUCUGAUCUUCAGGAGAGUCCAGAGUGUAGACUGGAGACUCUGAGCUUGUGGUGAUCUCUGUCAGAGUGAGUGAACAUCCAGGAGUUCGUGUUGAGAGAGAAUCAGCUGUAUCCUGAUGAUCCAGAGAGGUUGAAGCAGCAGCAGCAGCAGCAGCUUGUGUGUAGAGAGACUCUGACUGGGCCACGUUACUGGGAGGUAGAGUGGAGAGGAGAGCUUCAUCCAGCAGUGACUGACAGAGGAAUCAGAAGAAGUGGAGAUGAGUCUCAGUGCUGCAGUCUGAACUGAUCUGAGAACAGCUCCACUGUCACACACAAAGUCAAGUCCACCAUCAUCCCUGUGUGUUCCUCUGGAUCUGACAGAGUAUCAUCAGUGUAUCUGGACUGCUCUGCUGCUGCUCUGUCCUUCUACACAGUCUCUGCAGACACACCCAGACUCCUACACUCAACCACCUCCUCCACCCUCCUCCUGGACCUGAGUCUCAGUCUGGAUUUUGGUCCAUGUGGAUCAUCUCCAGCAGAGGCUUGUUUAAGUCUUAAAUUUCUCUUUACUUUCAAACAUGUGACCAUCUGUAUCUGUUGAAACCAGAGUGACACUGCAGAUUAUUGCAGAAUCACUUGACACUAUAACCGUUAAUUUACAGGAUUUAUAAUAUGGCAUCUGAAUUUACUUUACUACUGCUAGGCAAAGUACGACCAUUUAUAAAUCUAAAAAGAUGUUGAAAAGCUGAUUCAUACCUUCAUUUCAAGUUGACUUGAUUACUAUAAUGCACUUUUUACUGGCCUCCCAAAAAAAAAAAACACUGAGAGAUUUCAGCUCAUUCAAAACUCUGCAGCUCAGAUAUUAACCAGAACCAAGAGGGAGAGAACACAUUAGUUCACUUUUAGCUGCUCUGAUCCAGCUUCCUGUAACAUUCAGUAUUGACUUUAAGGUCCUCCUCCUCAUAUACAAACAAAGCCCUUAAUGGGCUAGGACCAAGCUACAUUGCUAACUCCCUUGUUAACUAUUUGCCCUGAAGAACACUGCGAUCAUCUGGAGAUGACCAACAACAGCCGUGAGAAAAUCGGGAAUGCAGCCUUUGUCAAUUACGCCCCAAACCUAUGGAACACACUAUAGAUAGAUAUCAGGGAAGCCAGCUCACUAAAUAUUUUACUUUAUUUUAUACAUUCUAUGUAUUUUAUGUGUUCACUUUGUUUUUUAUUUUAUUCUUAUUAUUAUUCAGUAUGCAUACUAUUUUAUGUGUCAGUGGGUUUUAUCUUCCACCUUAUAUCAUGCAAUCUAUGUAAUUUUAGUAUUUUUCACUUUAUUUUUUCACUUCAUCUAUUUUAUCUUAUUUUUAUUAUCAAGUGGGCUUUAUUUUCCAUUUCAUGUUACACGGGUGCUGAGGUCAGUGGUAGGUAGAUUUGAGAAAAAAGACUGUGGUUUGUGUUUGGUCAGCUUUGGGUUGCACCUGACACAGAGAAGACCCACAGUGAGGUCAAACCCGAGGGAAGAUGUUCCGUUAAUCAAGACCGGUGGUGAGUCUGUGUCUGAUGGAGAAAUGGGAGGUUCUUCAGAGACCUAUGCACCGUAUAUAUAUAUAUCACAUAUAUAUUACAUAUUAUGUAUUGUAUAUCCACUUUAUUUUAUCUUAUAUUUAUUAACGUUAUCAGAAAAAAGUUUAAAUCAUUCUUUGAUCAUUGUGUCAUAAAUUAUAUUCUCCUUCUUUGGCACACAGCAUAGCCUCCUCCCCCUUGCACGCAUGAGAAUAUUGGCGCGGCCAAUCAAGAAUUUAGUAGGCUAGUAGUGUGAUGCAUGAAACAAACAUCCCUCAGAAUUAUGUGAGAUCUGUCAAAUAGAGGAAUCAGUGCAGCAUGUAAUUUUUCACUGUCAUAAAUACUCUCGAGAAGGAGAAACAUUAAAGAGGGAAAUCAGGAAGCUUGAAGUGGAAGAAAUUAGUCUAAAAAAUGUAUUUGCCAUCAGGUUAGUGAGUCUAUUCCAUUAUAUGAAAGAAAGUGGGCUGAUCAAAAGAAUUUAGUGUUCAGUGAACUAUAGGAGAUGAGUCAUAACAUUUCUGAUAUGCAAGAAUGUUUGUUGCUUCACAUCUAUGGCACUUUGUGUGUUUGUUCUGUUACAUUUAAUUAAAGAUUAAACAAGACAAUAAA